Cyanistes caeruleus (blue tit) is the source of this 1616-nucleotide messenger RNA. The record is from RefSeq and is a predicted model, not a curated record. NCBI's taxonomy places the organism in Eukaryota, Metazoa, Chordata, Aves, Passeriformes, Paridae.
GAAACUACUUUGCAAGUCACUUCUUUAUGGGAGGCGAAAAGUUUGACACCCCUCACCCUGAGGGUUACCUUUUUGGUGAGAACAUGGACUUAAACUUCCUUGGGAAUAGACCAGUUCAGUUUCCCUAUAUAACUCCAGCUCCACAUGAGCCAGUGAAGACACUGAGGAGUUUGGUGAACAUCCGCAAAGACUCUCUCCGACUUGUGAGGUAUAAAGAUGAUGUUGACAGCCCUACUGAGGAGAAUGGGAAGCAGAAGGUCCUGUACAGCCUGGAAUUCACCUUUGAUGCAGAUGCCCGUGUUGCCAUCACAAUCUAUUGCCAGGCUACAGAGGAGUUUGUUGGUGGCAUGGCCGUAUACAGCACAAAGAAUCCCUCUCUGCAGUCCGAGACAGUUCAUUACAAGAGAGGGGUAAGCCAGCAAUUCUCCCUGCCUUCCUUCAAGAUUGAUUUCUCAGAGUGGAAGGAUGAUGAGCUGAACUUUGACUUGGACCGUGGCGUGUUCCCUGUGGUCAUCCGAGCAGUGGUGGAUGAAGGGGAUGUGGUGGUUGAGGUCACUGGUCAUGCCCAUGUUCUUCUGGCUGCAUUUGAAAAGCACGUUGAUGGCAGUUUUUCUGUGAAACCGCUAAAACAGAAGCAAAUUGUUGACCGGGUGAGCUACCUGCUUCAGGAGAUCUACGGCAUUGAGAACAAAAACAACCAGGAGACCAAGCCUUCAGACGACGAGAACAGCGACAACAGCAACGAGUGCGUGGUUUGUCUGUCGGACCUGCGGGACACCCUCAUCCUGCCCUGCCGCCACCUCUGCCUCUGCAACUCCUGUGCUGACACCCUGCGCUACCAGGCCAACAACUGCCCCAUCUGCAGGCUCCCCUUCCGUGCCCUGCUGCAGAUCCGGGCGGUGAGGAAGAAGCCGGGGGCUCUGUCGCCAGUGUCAUUCAGCCCUGUCCUGGCACAGAGCGUGGACCAUGAUGAGCACUCUAGCUCUGACAACAUCCCCCCAGGCUACGAGCCCAUCUCGCUGCUGGAAGCGCUGAACGGCCUUCGCUCGGUGUCGCCCUCCAUCCCCUCGGCCCCUCUGUACGACGAGAUCAGCUACUCUGGGGUGGUGGACGGGAUGCCUCCCACCAGCCGCCCGCUCGUGGCCAUGGACAGAGCCCUGGAGGGUGGCCACCAAAAGGGCAAGUGCAGCAAGUCUCCAGACAGCACACUACGGUCUCCCUCAUCCCCAAUCCAUGAGGAGGAUGAGGAGAAGCUCUCUGAGGACUCGGACUCUCAGGCGGUGCUGAGUGGGGGUGAGCUGGUCCUGAGGGAGACGAGCUCUCCAGAGAGUGUGGCAGGUGAAGAGAUGGAGGAGGCCUCAUCCAUGCAGCAGGGUAGCCGCCCGCCCUCGGUUGAAGAUGUGCUGCAGGACGGCGGCUGCGGCGAGAGCCGGAGCCUGACGCGGUCCGAGAGUGACCCCCCGGUCGACGUCUUCCUGCCAGCACUGGGUCCUGAUUCCUGCUCUGUUGGUAUAGAGGAGUAAGCUGGCUCGUCCGACUUCAGCAAGACGCUCCCCGUCCGCGGCACCGGCAGCCCCACGCAGCCCCUUCUCUUCGAGCAGACCCGUCUGCACCUG